GAUGGCCGCGGAGAAAGACACCGAUGUAAAUAAACGAGACAGAAGGGGCACAGUGUGCAAUGUUGUGAUCAGUCAGGAUGCAGAAUCAGGCAGCAGUGGUGAUGGCCGGCUGCCCAUCAUCUUCAAUCCAGACUUCUUUGUGGAGAAACUGCGUCAUGAAUGUCCUGAAGCCUUCACUGAGCUGGUGCUGAGUAACAUCACACGGCUCAUUGACCUCCCUGGUGCUGAAUUCUCCCAGUUACUGGAGGACGAGGAACCCAAGACUCCCAACGGCACCAUGGCAGGAGGAUUUUUCCGCUCCUUCAACUUCCUCAAACGCAAAGAUAAAGGUGUUGUGUUUGGUAUGCCCCUAACAGAGGAAGGAAUAGCCCACAUAUAUCAACUAAUCAUUUACCUCAGCAAAAAUCUGCAUGUGGAGGGUCUUUUCCGGGUUCCUGGGAACAGUCUGAGGCAGCAAACACUGAGAGAGCAGCUCAACACUGGAGCUGAUAUUGACUUUGGCUGCGGUGACUUCCAUCCCAACGAUGUUGCCACCCUCCUUAAAAGCUUUCUGGGAGAGCUGCCUGAGCCCCUUCUGACGCACAGGCACUUACACGCACACCUGAAAAUUACAGAACUGACCAUGUUUGAUGACCGAGGUAAUAAGACGAGUUUGCCCGAUAAAGAGCGUCAAAUAGAGGCUUUACAGCUGCUGCUGAUGCUGCUGCCCACCGCUAACCGCACACUGCUUAAACUACUGCUGGAUCUGCUCUAUCACACCGCCAAACAACAGGACAAGAACAAGAUGUCUGCGUACAACCUCGCACUCAUGUUUGCACCUCACGUCAUCUGGCCCAAGAACAUGAAUGCCAGUGACCUUCAGGAUAACCUGAAGAAGCUGAACAGUGGAAUGGCAUUUCUCAUCAAACAUUCACAGAAGAUAUUUCGGGCGCCGACCUAUCUGAGAGAGCAUGCAAGACUUCAGUUCGCAAAUACCAAAAUCAUUCACUCCAAGGAUGAUCUUGAGCUUUUAUCAGUCAGUGGUUCUCCUUUCAUGUCAGCAUGUAAGAGGACUGGAGCACGAGUGGGUUUAGACUCUGAUAAUCACACAGAAGAAGCACUCAAAGAGCUCUAUCGACACGUCAGUGAUAAAAUGCCAAACUCAGCCAAGAAGAAAAAGCUCAUCAGACAGCUUGGCAAGCAGUCUACCCCAGGGACCCCUGUCAAUGAGAAUACGACUCCUACUAGUAAAAAACACGCCCGCUCUCGCUCCUUUGGUGGUCUUAUCAAGAGGAAGGUUUUGGGGAACCAGACAACAGCAGACAGAAGAGGUCGAAACGUGUCUCCACAGACUGUUAAUGCAGAUCCAGGGAAGGAGAACAUCAACUGUGAGCCAGUGAGCUGAAGCCCCGUCCCCAGCUGAUGAUGUCAACAGUACUGUAUUCAGUAUGCCCCGUCAUCAUCUUCAGUGUGAAAUGUGCCUACAUAGAAGACUUCAAUCUAGACAACUGGAGCCAUUAGAGUUUAUAUUUUAAUUAUUUUAUUUAUUUUUUUAUUCUGUAUUUUAACCUACUGAAAAUUGAGUGUGAUUAUUCCAAAUGUUUUUUCAUAGUGUGAAACUGUUACAUUAGGUGUACGUGGGCAAACCACUACUCCGUUACACUGGGCAUUUUAAACUGACCUGUGAUAACACUUGCUAAUGAACUUUCUCAUAUUUGCAGUGUGUAUAUAAAGUAUAAAUUAUGAACAUUUACCAAAAAAUAUUUUAGGUGUCUUAGUGCCUUCCUGAAGCUAUGUCCUUCAAGAAUAUUUUUUUUCCCUAAGUUUAGUUUUCCUAAAAAAGAAUGUUUCUUGCUAGAUAAAAAUGUGUUUGUGGUACCAACCAUGGCCACCAGAUGCCACUAUCAGCAUGAAAUCUUAUGCUUAAACAGUGACAGUAUGGCUGCAUUACUUUAUCGAUGUAUAGUUAUUAAAUAAAAUUAACAAGAAUGUUUUAAGAAUCAUAAUAAGAAAAUGUAUAUAUAACGUUAGACCAUUUUCUAAUUCAUGAAACCCCACAUUUAAAUGAAUGCCUCAGGUUACAUACGUUUCAUAUGGAAUUUAGAGAGAACAAAAAUUGAUGAAGAAAAGCCUUUGCAUUUACAUGAAAAAAUAAAUAAUUAGCUAAAUAAGAAAUCUUAGGACAUACAGUUGGCUCAGGAAAGCACUAAGACUCCUAAAAGUAUUUUCACCUGUUUACACCCCCCCCCCUCCCCCAUCUUGCGGUUCAGGGCUUCCAUAGGAAAUGUGUAGCACGUUAUAUAUAACUUGCAUUAAUCACUCAGUUUAUGCUAUAAUCAGAUAGUAAGGCAAAGGGAGAGGCAGCUAACACUAUAAAGUGUAACAGCUGUACAUUUAGUCGCUAAAAUGUAUUACUAAGAAUACAAGUUGUCCUUGUUUGUUUACUUAUAGAUAUUUGCCUUAACUGUGAGCAUAAAGAGCAUGUGAAUAGUAGUAACUCACUCAAAAUGUGAUUUUUUUUUUUUAUAUGUGAUAAUGCAUUUAACAGCUGUUUAAAAGCAUUGUGAGGCUCAUUUUGUGAACAGAACAGGAAAAAUGUGAUUUAUUUGAAAUGCUUUUUGGUGCUAUACAACUACAGUUAAUCAAGUUUAUUGUGUAUAAAAAUACCAUCACAGUAUGCAUUAAUUUGAGUUUUUCACAACCAUAUUUUCCAUAUAUUGAGAGAAGAAGCCAUGUUUAUUAAAUGCGGGUGUCUCUCAGGGGACUUUGUGAUGUGUUAAGAAGGUUUGUAUAUGUGACGUGAUGGCAAAGGAUUGGUUUUAUAAUUGUUGAAGGGAUGGUGUUUUGAUAUUUGUCAGGUUUGGGUGAAAUUUCACUGUAUAUUAAACAUACUGAGGAUUAAGAGAAUAUUAUGGUAAGGAUGCAGCAGUUGGAUUAUGUGAUGUGUUCAGAAGAUCGGUGUGAGCGUGCGGGGAUGUUGCAUGUGUUCAUUUGCAGUUGGAUCAGUUGGAAUUAAAGGAUGUUGUGAAGGGAAUUAUUGCUGGUUUUUGGCUUUGAUCCUCAAUGUCUCCUGUGAAGUAUUAUUUCUUAAACUAAAGGGCUUAUUUUUUCUUUCAUUAUCUUAAAGUCUGUUUGUGAUGUGAUGUCAUUUCAUUUCCUUUCAUUAUCAUUCAUAUUGUUAUUUUUAAAUGUGCAUGAUGCGUUUCCUGUAAAGUCUUGCAAAAUUUCUUUGCAAUUUUUACUAGAUAUUUCCAUUUUAAGUGCUCUAAUUUAGACAAAAGAAUAAUAAAUCCGUUUGAUAUGGUUCAAGUAAAUUGGUCCAUUGAAAUGUAUAAAAAGGAACUAUAUAUAUGGAAAUAUGGGGCGAUGCUGCAUCAAGUUUAAUAUGGUUUAACAAUGGUGGAUAUAAAAAUUGACAUUGGUCUAUUUACAAAUGUUUCCUGAUAAUCAGAAAUGCUCUCAUUUUAAAAGUGUAUCAGAAGACUUAAAUUAAUGACAAAUUUCUUCUCUGAAUUUUUGGAUGUUGGGUAGUUGUGCAUUUCUGAUAAGUGUGUUUGUAUGUGUGUAAUAUUUGGGAGAGGGCGUUUGAUGCUCUGAUCUAUUGUACAGAUGGUAUCCUGGAGUUUGGGCAGGUUGGCAUAUGCAGUACUAGUAAAGCUGUGAUGUAAACCAAAUUGCAAAAUGUAUCUACAGUAACUGGCUUUUCAAAUGAAAAUGCCUACAAAUAUUGGGUUCUUCAAUGUUACAGUGUUUAGGAGUGCAGUUAUUUUUAAAUAUAAAUAUGUUUCUUUGUAUUAACUGUGAAAUGUUUUUACAUAUGUCAACUGCUGAUGUGCAAUGGACGCAUCAGUUUGUUUCUUUUUAUUAAAACUUUA
Xyrauchen texanus (razorback sucker) is the source of this 3854-nucleotide messenger RNA. RefSeq names its product rho GTPase-activating protein 19-like. The record is from RefSeq and is a predicted model, not a curated record. Gene Ontology annotation, molecular function: GTPase activator activity. The coding region runs from base 2 to 1384 and encodes 460 amino acids. NCBI's taxonomy places the organism in Eukaryota, Metazoa, Chordata, Actinopteri, Cypriniformes, Catostomidae. Gene Ontology annotation, biological process: regulation of small GTPase mediated signal transduction; signal transduction. Gene Ontology annotation, cellular component: cytoplasm. The transcript has 11 exons.